GGCGGGCGCGGGGGGAGCGCCAACACAUUGGAGGAGACGGAGCUGGAGAGAGCACCGGCGAGCAGAGGAGGCGCUUCACCCCUCUGCCGAUAUAACCACAGCCCGAGUCGGGGAAAGUGCCAGAGCCCGGCAGCGAAGUGCUAGGAAAUAAAGCAGCCAGGCAGGCGUGGCGAGGAUGCCUGCACCUGUAUCCCUCCGGCGCUGAGACGCGGGCGCGGCGGGGAGCUCGGAGCACCCCCCCCACACACACACACACACUCCUCGGCGGGGCUGAAACAACUCCUCGGUCCCUCACACCCGCAGCCCGGGCAGCGCAGGAUGGGAGCCCGGCCCUGAGAGGCAGGGGAGAGAGAGACCCCGUCCCCGCGGCGGUCCAUGUUCCAGACAGGAAGACUCCAUUAUUUCUGGGCAUACUUGUUUCCUACACAUCCACAUCUUGGAAUCCUGAAGCUUUUUCUGCCUACAGAUCUAUAUUCUUGAGGUAUUUUGAAUGGACAUACCCUGUGCUUUCUUCCUGUUCCAAAUCAUGAGAUUAGCUGCAGCUGGAGAUGAGAUUUCCUGAAAAGACUCUAAUAUUUCCACUCAGCACCUUGCUUUCAUCGGUUUUCACACAUACAAGGACUAUUUUGUUGAGACCAUUUCCAUUUUGGAGGGAACCAUCCAUACAGCUGACAGCAGAACUAAGGCUGAGCUUUAAUGAAGAAACAUCAGCGCUGCUAACAUUCACACGAAUUGGGGCUCAAGACCUUUGUGACCAAUGAUGAAGUCGUCAUGGAAACUGUUUAUGUUUCUGUCACUUGCUGGGUAUCUUUCAGACUGUUCAGAAGCCGUUCCAGGCCUCCCUACUUCAUAUGCUGCUAUCCUAAGAAUUAGAGCUGGUGGUUCAUCUUCAGCCUCGUUUAGUUCUAAGAGCCGACCACGAUCAAGCAGCCCUUCAUUAGGAAGCGUAUCUUCACCAAGCUGGAGAGGAGCAGCGCAACAGUACCACCCACCAACAAACCUCUAUCACUUCUCAGAGGCCUUUAGACAUGAUGAAAGUGCUGAUUAUGGGCCAGUGUUUAUACAAGAGCCUGAUGAUUUGAUUUUUCCUACUGAUUCUGAGGAGAAGAAAGUGUCUCUGAACUGUCAAGCACGAGGAAAUCCUGCUCCUACAUACAGAUGGUUACGGAAUGGAACUGAAAUUGACAUUGAAAGUGAUUACCGCUACAGUUUGAUAGAAGGAAGUUUGAUCAUCAGCAAUCCCAGUGAAGCUAAGGAUUCUGGGCAGUAUCAGUGUCUAACUACCAACAUGUUUGGCACCAUAUUGAGUAAAGAGGCCCUUCUUCAAUUUGCAUAUCUGGGCAAUUUUAGUGGACGGACAAGAAGUGCAGUGUCUGUACGGGAAGGUCAAGGAGUUGUUCUGAUGUGCUCUCCUCCGCUACAUUCACCAGAGAUCAUCUAUAGUUGGGUAUUUAAUGAAUUCCCAUCUUUCGUGGCAGAAGAUAGCAGACGUUUCAUCUCUCAGGAGACAGGCAAUCUGUACAUCUCCAAGGUGCAAACAUCUGAUGUUGGCAGCUAUAUCUGUCUGGUAAAAAACACAGUGACAAAUGCCAGAGUUCUGAGUCCUCCUACACCACUUACACUACGAAAUGAUGGUGUGAUGGGGGAAUACGAGCCAAAAAUUGAGGUCCAUUUUCCAUAUACAGUUACAGCUGCUAAGGGAACUACCGUUAAGAUGGAGUGCUUUGCUCUUGGCAACCCUGUUCCAACAAUCUCAUGGAGGAAAGUUAAUGGUCAUAAUCCAAGCAAAGCCCGUCUGAGAAAAUCCCAAGCUGUGCUUGAAAUACCUAACGUGCAGCUAGAUGAUGCAGGAAUGUAUGAAUGUAAGGCUGAAAACUCACGUGGAAGGAAUGUCUUCAGAGGACAGCUACAAGUGUACACCUAUCCACAUUGGAUGGAGAAGCUUAACGAUACUCAGUUAGACAGUGGAGAUCAGCUCCGAUGGGAAUGCAAAGCCACUGGAAAGCCAAGGCCAACCUAUCGUUGGCUGAAGAAUGGACUCCCUAUCUGGACACAGAGCAGGGUUGAGAUGGUUAAUGGUGUACUGAUGAUCCACAGUGUGAAUCUCUCAGAUGCUGGAAUGUACCAAUGCUUAGCAGAAAAUAAAUAUGGAACCAUUUAUGCCAGUGCUGAGUUGAAGAUUUUGGCUUCAGCUCCCACUUUUCCACUAAAUCAAAUGAAGAAAACAAUAAUUGUUACCAGGGGCCAAGAAGUUGUCAUUGAGUGCAAACCACAAGCCUCUCCAAAACCAACUAUCACCUGGAAGAAGGGAGACAAAGCAGUAAGGGAGAAUAAGAGGAUAACUGUUCUUCCAGAUGGGAGCCUACGUAUCCUGAAUGCUUCCAAAUCUGAUGAAGGAAGGUACUUGUGCCAAGGGGAGAACGUAUUUGGUUCUGCAGAAAUUGUAACAUCGGUAUUUGUUAAAGAACCUACAAGAUUAGAGUUGACUCCUAAGAGAACCGAAUUAACAGUUGGAGAGAGCAUCGUUCUCAACUGCAAAGCCAUUCAUGACAACACACUGGACGUCUCUUUCUAUUGGACCUUGAAUGGACAGCCAAUUGAUUUUGAGAAGGAAGGUGGACACUUUGAAAGCAUCAGGGCACAAGCAUCCUCUGCAGAUUUAAUGAUCAGGAACAUCCUUCUGAUGCAUGCUGGGAGAUAUGGCUGCAGGGUACAGACCACAGCAGACAGUGUGUCAGAUGAGGCAGAACUUCUUGUUAGGGGUCCUCCUGGUCCCCCAGGGGUAGUAAUAGUUGAAGAAAUUACAGACACCACAGCAACACUUUCUUGGAGUCCAGGGGCAGACAAUCACAGCCCUAUCUCCUUCUACAACUUGCAAGCACGCAGCCCAUUUUCACUUGGCUGGCAGACUGUAAAGACAGUUCCAGAUACCAUAAGCGGUGACAUGGAAUCUGCCAUGGCAGUAGAACUGAACCCUUGGGUAGAAUAUGAGUUCAGAGUUGUAGCAACCAACAAAAUUGGGACCGGGGAUCCCAGUGUACCAUCUCGAGUGAUCAGAACCAAUGAAGCAGUUCCAAAGACAUCUCCAGCUAAUGUAAGUGGCAGAAGUGGAAGACGGCAUGAAUUAGUAAUAGCUUGGGAGCCAGUAUCAGAAGAGUUCCAGAAUGGGGAAGGAUUUGGAUACAUUGUGGCAUUCAGACCCAAUGGAACACGAGGUUGGAAGGAAAAAAUGGUGACAUCUUCAGAUGCUUCGAAGUUCAUCUACAGGGAUGAAAGUGUACCUCCUCUUACCCCCUUUGAGGUGAAAGUUGGUGUAUAUAACAACAAAGGAGAUGGACCCUUCAGCCCUAUUGUGGUUAUCUGUUCAGCUGAAGGAGAACCCACUGCUGCUCCUUUCGAUGUCAAAGCUACAAGUUUGUCUGUAUCAGAGAUUCUUGUUGCGUGGAAACGUAUUAAAGAAAGUCUAGGAAGACCACAGGGAUUUGAGGUUGCAUACUGGAGAGAUAUGGAGCAGGAAGAAGCAGCAGAAAAAGUCAAAACUGAGGGAAAUGAAUCAUCCAUCAUUCUGACGGGAUUAGAAGGAAACACAUUAUACCACCUAACAGUCAGGGCCUAUAAUGCUGCUGGAUAUGGACCACCUAGCACAACUGUGCAUGCUGCCACCAAGAAAUCCCCUCCCAGCCAACCACCAAGCAAUAUUAUGUGGAUGCAAGAUGGCUCUCAUGUGUCUCUGGGAUGGGAGCCAGUCAGACCUCUAGCAAAUGAAUCUGAUGUAAUGGGGUAUAAGGUAUUGUUUAGACAAGAAGGUCAAAGCAACAGUCAGGUCAUUGAAACACAGAAAACCUCUGCAGUGGUUCUUCUUCCUGAUGUUGGCGUCUAUAUCAUAGAGGUUUGUGCUGUCAGUGAAGGAGGGGACGGGACAGUCAGCUCCCAAAUCAGGGUGCCAUCUUUUUCAGGGGGAAAAGUCACGAGCUCUCAAUCCACUUUACACAUUUUCUCAACGUCCUCAUCAUCUGUAACGUUGCUCUUGGCACUGAUGGUUCCUUCAACCUCAUGGUGAAGACUGCAGAAUAUUUUUGUUGUCAUUGUUUGUUUGCUUUAGCUUGAAGACACCAAUGGAUGGAGCUUUAUGUCCUUGGAGAAGCUGGAACCCUAAGCUAAUGCUUAAAGACCCAUAGAAAUACAAAUACACAUAGUGCACUUAGAGGAGUGUUGGAAAAAAUGGUCAAAUAAUUCAUCAGGUUUUUCUCUUCAGUUUUUGUAAAAGUCAAGUCCUCUGUUUGGCGAGGGGAUCUUUACUGGCCCAACAAAAUAUGCAGAUUGUAUGUAAUUAAUUUUUGUAAGCAAUUGCUAUUUCCGCCAAAUGUAUCCUACUUUUUUAAUAUGUUUAUCUUUGGUGACCCCGGUUGUGUACCAUGAGUUGUUUAGACAGUGGUGUCUUGUACAGUACAUCUGUUUUGUUUAAGAAUUUUUUCUUUCUUUUUUUUUAAAAAGAACAACGUUUGAUAAAGACGUUAAGUCUAAUGCUUUUCUUGCUUCCCCUCAGGCUGGCUGCUCAUGUUGACAGGUCAUUUAAGAGAGAAGAAAAAUAGUUCAGUUGGUAUAUGGCCCACUGCAAAAGUAAAGAAAAUAUUUUAUGUAAAAUGUAUGAAUACAUAUUAAAUGAGAAAAAAAAUGUCAAUCCGAUACCUUGAAAGUACUCACAAGAGAAAGAGCAAAAUAAGCCAUUUAUUUUACUGCAAGGUAAACUGAAAAUGAUUAAACAAACUUAGAAGACAACAAGUGCUAUUGUUUUUCAUCAAACAACAAAAGAAGCAGAUGUUUAUUUUUAAUAGUAAAAGUUAAUCUUCAUUUAUUAACAAUGCAUCUGGCAAUGAAACCACUUUAGGCAUUUAAUCUUAACACAACUAAAAAGAAUGAACAACUAAAAAGAAUACAAGGAGAUAAAUAUACUUUUUUUCUGACCAGCUGUCAGUCUUAGAUCUUAUUUUUUGAAAUCCAUUUUUGUAUGGUACUGUACUUUCUAUAUUUGGUAAAUAGGCUAAAUGAUAUACAGAUGCAUAUUAUGGCAAGAACAUAUUUGAUGGAAUAUAGUCAUUCAAUCAUACAGAGUUCAGUAAGGGUACAUUUUGAAGACUGUUACAUCCCAAACAACAUUUGAAUAAAUACUACUGAGCAUCAUUCCAGUUUGUUCAGUUACUAGCUGAUCAGAUAGAGAGUUGCCUAUAAGGACUGUGCUGUCAGCUUUAGUCCGAGACAACUUUCUACUGUACCAAUCACUUUCCAUUCUGUAGUCAAGUGGGGAGAGUCACCAUGGUACGUCUAAAGGCUUUUCCUCAUAGUGGCACUUAAGUUAAAAUGAGCCUGGUGCAUAUGGGGGCAUGGAGGGGUGUGUGCAUGUGUGUGAGUAUAGUGUGUAUGAUAUAUAGGGAAGGGGACUCUACUAACAUAUAUGUAGAGAAUGUGCCCAGAAAGAACAUUACCUUAUUGGGGAGAACAAAUGUAUUGUGCUCAGUCAGUUUACCAGGAAAAUCUUGGUAGCAGAGAUUUUCUAGAUGAGUCAGUGCUGGGUUCUCUGUACUAUGUUUGCUUCCUAACACACUCCAGAUAUGCCAUUUCUUAGCAACUUUAAAAGUAAUACCUAGGAAAGUAUCAUAACAGAUCAGGUGUUCAAACCAUAUGCAAAUCUGGAUGAAGAAUGGGUUUUUAUAACAUUUUCCAAAAAUAUUUUUUUCCAAAGCAGUUUGAAUUAUAUUCUUUGUAACCCGCUGAGAAUUUUAAAGAAUGUAUGCAGCUCAUUCCCAAAAACCAGAUUUGAAAUAGUCACAAAUGUUGCUAGAAGAACAAUGACAAGAUGGUUAGCUGAGCACUCAAUGUUGUGAGAUAAAAGGCAGAAAAGGGCUUUCUAGAACCACUUUGAAAUAGCAGUUUAUGGUAAAAGAAAGGGAAGGGGAAUAGAAUGCAUGCAAUGCAAAUUGGCUUCAUUGCCAUUGCUGAUAGAGCAAGUUGAAACAAAGCAACUGCCUGCUAUGGCUUGCAAAACAGAAGCAUUUCCAUUGAGAGAGAGCUUGCAUGAGCAAAGUCAUUUUUAAGGGAAAAAAAAUCAGCAAAACACAGUGAUGAACCAGAAGGCAAAAUGUCUGUUUUUUAAAAUUAGUUAAGUGUAAUUCCCUCUACCUAUCUUUUUAGGGAAUUGCUUGCCAAUGCAGUUCCAUCAGGUGUAUUCAAAAAGGUUUCAGUCAGGCAUUCUGGUCAAACAGUUUUCUGAAUAUAGUAAAUGGCUAUGCUUGAUUUUAAAAAAGUAUAAAAUUCUGACAUAAAAAGAUAUAGCUGAUUCUAGUUAUAUCUAGAUCUAUAGUAUCAAGAUAUAGGUAGAAAUAUGGAACACACCUUCAAGUUAUAUAGUUGUAUUGCAAGAAACAAAGGGGGUAUGUUUUAUAUUCAACAUGAACAGAAUCUGUAUUUUGCAUCUUAAAUAUAUUAAUAAACAUGUUUUAAAUGUUUAAGUACCUAUGUAUUACAUAUUUGUUACUUCGUAGAAGACAAUGUUUCCUUAUCAUGACACAUUAUUUUUAGGUGCAAUAGAGAGCUCUUUCCUAUUCUGUGGAUGAGAUUGUAACAGUGCAGUCUAAUGUCACUGAAGAGACUGUAUUUUUGUAUGAUGUCACAAGAGCUGUUUGGCGAAUAAUAUAAUCAGAAAUAAACCUUGUUUGCAGACCAAAACAAAGGUACUGUUGCAGCCCAUCUCAAAAUGUUAGAUAUAUUGUAUACAAUCUGUAUAUAUACUAUAUAUAAUAUAUAUUAUGUGGAAGACACAGUAAUAUAAUAGUUUCUGUGUACUGUUCUUGUAACAUUAGAUCUUUUUAAUAAAUAAUUCUCUUUUUAUUGACUUUUA
This is a messenger RNA of Alligator mississippiensis (American alligator), 6895 nucleotides long. RefSeq names its product contactin 5 (gene CNTN5). Lineage: Eukaryota; Metazoa; Chordata; Crocodylia; Alligatoridae. Gene Ontology annotation, biological process: brain development; cell-cell adhesion. The transcript has 27 exons. Gene Ontology annotation, molecular function: cell-cell adhesion mediator activity. Bases 758 to 4060 code for a protein of 1100 amino acids. The record is from RefSeq and is a predicted model, not a curated record.